AUGACGCGCGCCUGCCUCUCAUUCACUAUAAGCACUAUUCCCGAGAUUGUGAAAUCGUUGCUGCGGGCAGAGGGGCGCCUUUGGGAAUUUUGGGCACUCAGGAAGGCGGAGAAGCAGCGGGAAGUGCUGGCAGGGGUGUAUGCGGAUGCGGAGAGGGUGGUCAGAAUGAUAUCAAACAUCACAAACAGCAGCGACGAAAAGUACCCAAUCCUCAACUCCGCGCCCCCGUUAACGCUCUACAUUGGCUCCGGCGCCAAAAGUAGAAUGCUGCGCGACACCGCCGUUCAGAUCGUGAACGCUACCAUUGACGUGCUAGUAUCAAAAUCCCCUGUCGAGAUCUCCAAUCCAGUUCCCGAAUGUGGGGAGAAAUACAUCUAUCUUGGAUCUCGACUCUAUCUCGCAAUUGACCAAGUCCCGUCCGUGUAUUAUACGGGGUUUACGUAUGAUAUUGCGCUACAGGCUGCGAGGGGCUAUAGAGACUGGUUGGAGGCGCGGAAGGAAAGCUCGGUGGCGUUGGAUUUGGUAAGGAUUGUGGAUGCAGGGGGUGAGCAGAUGGUGGAAGGCCUUUUGCAGCUAGGGCCGUAG
Molecule: messenger RNA, 585 nt
Organism: Bacidia gigantensis
Lineage: Eukaryota; Fungi; Ascomycota; Lecanoromycetes; Lecanorales; Ramalinaceae
Exons: 2
Coding region: 1-585 (194 amino acids)
Source: RefSeq, a predicted model, not a curated record